AUGGGAAGGAGUUGGAGUCCAAUGCUCCAAAGAGAGAUCCAAAAUCUUGACAAAGAUCCAGAUAGUCGCAAAUCUGCAAUGAGAGCAUUGAAGUCGUAUGUGAAAGAUUUGGACAUGAAGACAAUUCCUAUCUUUCUUGCUCAAGUUUCCGAGACCAAGGAAACUGGUUCUUUGUCUGGAGAAUUCAUAAUUUCACUUUACGUUCUCGCUCGGGUUCAUGGAGUCAAGAUUGUUCCCAUGAUAGACAUUAUUAUGCAAUCCAUAAUUCAGACCUUAACUUCAAGUGUAGGCUCUUUUCCUCUUCAGCAGGCGUGCUCAAAGGUUGUUCCAGCCAUAGCAAGGUAUGCAAUUGACCCCAUAACACCAGAAGAGAAGAAGAGGCAAAUAAUUCACUCUCUUUGUAAGCCCCUUUCAGAUUCUCUCUCAAAUUUUCAAGAGAUUUUGGCAUGUGGUGCAGCCCUUUGCUUGAAGGCUCUUGUGGAUUCAGAUAAUUGGCGUUUUGCCUCAGAUGAGAAGGUUAAUAGGGUUUGCCAGAAUGUUGCUGUGGCAUUGGAGGGAAAGUCUACUCAAACCAGUUCACACAUGGGUCUUGUUAUGACCCUGGCAAAGCGUAACUAA
Vigna radiata var. radiata (mung bean) is the source of this 618-nucleotide messenger RNA. RefSeq names its product protein SINE1-like. The record is from RefSeq and is a predicted model, not a curated record. Gene Ontology annotation, cellular component: microtubule. Gene Ontology annotation, molecular function: microtubule binding. NCBI's taxonomy places the organism in Eukaryota, Viridiplantae, Streptophyta, Magnoliopsida, Fabales, Fabaceae.